Molecule: messenger RNA, 2360 nt
Organism: Setaria italica (foxtail millet)
Lineage: Eukaryota; Viridiplantae; Streptophyta; Magnoliopsida; Poales; Poaceae
Product: calcium-dependent protein kinase 13
Exons: 7
Coding region: 509-2179 (556 amino acids)
Biological process (GO): protein autophosphorylation; intracellular signal transduction; peptidyl-serine phosphorylation
Cellular component (GO): cytoplasm; nucleus
Molecular function (GO): calcium-dependent protein serine/threonine kinase activity; calmodulin binding; calcium ion binding
Source: RefSeq, a predicted model, not a curated record
ACUCCCUUUCCCCCGCGGCCGCACGCAUCAUCGAUUGCCCGAUCGCUUGCUUGCUUGCUCGCUCGCGCUCGCGCUGCCGCUGGUUGUCGUCGUCGCACGCACUGACCAGUGACUGCCACCCAGCGUCCAAUCCGAACCGGGGAGGGGACCAAUCCAGACGAGCGUGCGAGCUGCGCCUGCGUGCGCGCGUUCGCUUUCCCCGAAGGAAACGUGAGCCGAGGGAGCGGCAGGAGAGAGAGAGAGAGAGAGAGAGAGAGAGAAGGGAGAAGCCGCCAUGAAGCAGCAGGCACCAGCUGCCGCAGCAGCUGCCUCCUACUAGUCCAGGUCCUCGCCGUUAAAUCCACGAGCACCCCACAGCCCAGUCUCUCUCCUCCCGCCUCCCCGACCCAACCACAACACCAGAUCAGAGAUUCCGCCUGCGGCGUUGGCGCUUGUGCUAGCGUUUCCGUGAGCGGGCGACCGCCGGGAGCUUGAUGCGCCAGGGGCGGCGGCUCCACCCCGUCGUUUGAUGGGCAACGCAUGCGGCGGCUCCCUUAGAUCCAGGUACCUGCACAGCUUCAAGCACGCCGCGUCGCAGCGCCAGGACUCCGAGUACAGCGCCGGCGCCGCCGCCAACGACUCGCCGAAGAAGCCCUCCCGCCCGGCCACGCCGCCUGCCACCACGGACGCCCACGGGGGCCACGCCUCGGCCCCGCCCGCCGCCGGCAUGAGGCGCGGCGGGGCGGGCGCGCCGCCGGACCUCGGCUCCGUGCUCGGCCACCCCACCCCCAACCUCCGCGACCUCUACGCGCUGGGCCGCAAGCUCGGCCAGGGCCAGUUCGGCACCACCUACCUCUGCACCGAGCUCGCCACGGGGGUCGACUACGCCUGCAAGUCCAUCUCCAAGCGCAAGCUCAUCACCAAGGAGGACAUCGACGACGUGCGCCGCGAGAUCCAGAUCAUGCACCACCUCUCCGGCCACAGGAACGUCGUCGCCAUCAAGGGCGCGUACGAGGACCAGCUCUACGUCCACAUCGUCAUGGAGCUCUGCGCCGGCGGCGAGCUCUUCGACCGGAUCAUACAGCGCGGACACUACAGCGAGCGCAAGGCCGCCGAGCUCACCAGGAUCAUCGUCGGGGUCGUCGAGGCCUGCCACUCGCUCGGGGUCAUGCACAGGGACCUCAAGCCCGAGAACUUCCUGCUCGCCAACAAGGACGAUGACCUCUCGCUCAAGGCCAUCGAUUUCGGGCUCUCUGUCUUCUUCAAGCCUGGUCAAGUUUUUACCGAUGUUGUUGGUAGCCCAUAUUAUGUCGCUCCAGAAGUUUUGUGCAAAAAUUAUGGACCAGCAGCUGAUGUAUGGACAGCCGGUGUCAUUCUCUACAUUCUACUUAGUGGUGUACCCCCGUUUUGGGCAGAAACACAGCAAGGAAUAUUUGAUGCCGUAUUGAAAGGUGUUAUUGAUUUUGAUUCUGAUCCCUGGCCUGUGAUUUCUGAUAGCGCAAAAGAUCUUAUUAGGAGAAUGCUGAAUCCCCGCCCCGCAGAACGCUUAACAGCACAUGAAGUUCUAUGUCAUCCAUGGAUUCGUGAUCAUGGAGUAGCUCCUGACCGUCCACUUGAUCCAGCUGUCUUAUCUCGCAUUAAACAAUUCUCUGCAAUGAAUAAGUUGAAGAAAAUGGCUUUACGAGUAAUAGCUGAGAGCCUCUCAGAGGAGGAAAUUGCUGGGUUGAAGGAAAUGUUCCAGACCAUGGAUACGGAUAACAGUGGUGCAAUUACAUAUGAUGAGCUAAAAGAAGGAUUGAGAAAAUAUGGCUCCACACUAAAGGAUACUGAGAUUCGUGACCUUAUGGAUGCAGCUGAUAUCGACAACAGCGGGACAAUUGACUAUAUAGAAUUCAUAGCUGCAACAUUGCAUCUCAAUAAGCUGGAGCGUGAGGAACAUCUCGUGGCAGCCUUUUCAUACUUUGACAAAGAUGGUAGUGGCUACAUCACAGUGGAUGAACUGCAGCAAGCUUGCAAAGAGCAUAACAUGCCAGAUGCUUUUCUUGAUGAUGUCAUUAAUGAAGCAGAUCAGGACAAUGACGGCCGCAUUGACUAUGGAGAGUUUGUUGCCAUGAUGACCAAGGGCAAUAUGGGAGUCGGUCGAAGAACAAUGCGAAACAGCCUGAAUAUCAGCAUGAGGGACGCACCUGGUGCAUUCUAGAGACUUGACAUGAUGUACAGUUUGUGGCUUAGCUUCUUCCUGUGUCUUGCUGCCCUAUGAAGCCUUCUGCAAUUUUUCAAAAUGUUAAGUGUCUGUGUGGAUGUGUUUUACUGGGGAUUCUGAUUCAACUCUUGUGAUUGAUUCCAUGAAAUGCAUAACAAGAUGUCCAUGCCAACUCUUA